Molecule: messenger RNA, 963 nt
Organism: Pleurotus ostreatus (oyster mushroom)
Lineage: Eukaryota; Fungi; Basidiomycota; Agaricomycetes; Agaricales; Pleurotaceae
Exons: 4
Coding region: 1-963 (320 amino acids)
Source: RefSeq, a predicted model, not a curated record
AUGCCCGCUACGCGCGCAACAAGCAAGCUGCCCCAUCGCCAUGAUCCCUUUCCCGAAGUUCAUCGUAACAAACGCAAGUCCAACUCACCUCAGCCACAAGUCCCCGCUUCUGACGACGUGAUUGUUCUGUCUUCGUCAGACGACGAGGCAAGACCCGCGAAGAAGACACCCAAUAACAAAAUAAUGGCGGCUUCUAACAAACAUCCCAAAUCCACGCUACAGUCAACGGAAGUGAUUGAGAUUUCGGAUGACGAGGACUACCCUGUUGCUCCGGUGAAGCCUUCGAGAAACUUGAUGAAGAUUGCGGAACUACAGAGUCAGAUAGAGACUUUGAAGGAGAGUAACACUCGGAUGGGGAAGGAAAUCGAAAAUUAUCAGAGCCUUCUCGACGAGACUAUGGUGGAGAAGGAUAUGCUGUCCAACCAGGUCGCCGAGCUACAUCUCCGCCAAGAACCACCAUCCAUUUCUAUCAACCCUUCUGAUCUCGAAGACCAAAUUAACUGCGAGAUAUGCACCAUGAAGAUGUGGCGGCCUUAUCUGCUGCCAGAAUGCGGUCAUUCAUUCUGCGAGUCGUGCAUCCAGGAUUGGUUUAGUACUAUCCUUGCGCGGCACAUACAAGCCCACCCCGAAUAUAAUGCCAAUAAUCACAGGCAAAACGUACCCGCGCAUAUCCGCCAAAUGAUGCCGUAUGCGGAAUACCACCCCCAGGUGCAACAAAUGCUUGCGCAAUAUAACCUACAGAACCCACAACCAGAGUAUAACUGCCCGACGUGUCGCGUCGAGGUGAAGUCACGACCGAUCGAAGAUUUUGCGCUCAAGGCCAUCGUGCGGGUCGUUGCUAAGGCGCAAGGCGAGGUCAGCCCACAGAAGCCUGUCUCAACGUCAAGCAACAAGAAAGGAAAGCGUCGCGCCCCCCAAAAGACCCAGAAGAGCGUGUGGGACCCAUAUUUUCCCCCCUCAUGA